AGUUUACCUCAAAAAUUAUAAAACUUUUAACCAGAUUAGAUUAUAGUGGAGCAGUUGCAGUUUUUGAAAAUGGAUAUUGUGAGUGUUUAAAAGAAGCAAUUGGUAACAGAAAAAAAAUCAGAGACGCUGUUAUUAAUAAUGGAGAAACAAUUGAGUUAGCUAAAUUAUGUAUGUUUAGGACAAAAGCUAUUUGUAUUAUUGUAUCUGUUGACGACAAGAAUAUAAAAACAUUACGGUCUGUGCCAUUAGAAGAUACUUUUUUGCCAAUUAAUUUACAAAUAUCUUUCAAAAACAAAACUGAUAAAUUACUGGGUUAUUGUAUUAGAGAAAAUUCUGAUUCACUGAAUAUUGUAACAUUUUGGUCUAAUGGUUACUUAUAUUCAAAUGAGUUGUAUACUGAAUCCAAUAGCAAUGAUUUUCCUGGUAAACAGUUGACAGAAAUUACUUUAGUUAAUUUAAAAAAACAAGUAUCUUUAAUUCAAUUAAGUUCAGAUUGUAUUGGUCUUUAUGGAGCAGAACCAAAAGGCGAAGGAGCUGCUUUAGUAGUAUACAAUUUCCAUUACAAUAUGGUAGUUGCUGUACAACAUUUUAAAAUCUAUACCAACCCUCCAAAUUUAUGGUGUUUUGGAAAUCAUUUACUCUUAGUAACAGGCCAAAACUUAGCAGUGAUUCCUUUUACGUGUGAACGGAAUAACUUAUCCUUGUUAAUGGAUAAUAAUUUAAUAAAAAUAAAUGAUAAAUAUGAAGAAAUUGAAUGGGAUUCUUAUGCAAAACAAAAAUGUAUAGAUACUAUUUCAGCUUCAGCUUUAUCUCAAUCAAAAUUAAAUGAAAUGAUUAUUACUGACCAUAUUAAAAAUAAAAAGGAUAAAUCAUUGAUUCGGUUACUGAUGGAAAACAACGACAUAAGUGAUACUUCUUUAGUUGAAAUAUUAUCAUAUUGUAGUUCAAACACAGCAAAACAUUCAAAUCUUUUGUCAAAGUUAUUUACUUAUCCACCUUUAAAUAAGCCAUCUUGUUUACGACACCAAUUGCCGUUUGAGAAUAUGCUGAUCAUUUUGAAUACUUUGUAUUCACUUAUGAAAGAGAAAUUGAUUGAAGAAAGAUUGGUUGAUUGGAUGACACUGAUGAUUGACUGCUCAUAUCAACAAUUAUUAUUGUCAAAUGAUCCUAAUGUUCUUGAACUUAUUAUUAAAGUUCAAAAUGACAUAAAUAGCAAAUGUGACUAUUUGGACUCAGUAAAUAAUAUUAACAAUACAAUGCGGGUUAUAAAAAAUAAAAAUGUUAACAAUAAGAAAAGAGAUGGACCUGUCAACAAUUUAUAUAAAAUUGAAACAAUUAAUUUAUAUUGAGUAAAUUUGUAUUUUAACAAUAA
This is a messenger RNA of Melanaphis sacchari, 1372 nucleotides long. RefSeq names its product ribosomal protein VAR1, mitochondrial-like. NCBI's taxonomy places the organism in Eukaryota, Metazoa, Arthropoda, Insecta, Hemiptera, Aphididae. The record is from RefSeq and is a predicted model, not a curated record. The transcript is spliced from 5 exons. Bases 171 to 1349 code for a protein of 392 amino acids. Gene Ontology annotation, molecular function: RNA binding. Gene Ontology annotation, cellular component: nucleolus; nucleus. Gene Ontology annotation, biological process: maturation of SSU-rRNA.